This is a messenger RNA of Oryctolagus cuniculus (rabbit), 1684 nucleotides long. Its product is annotated as histone H2B type 1-C/E/F/G/I. The record is from RefSeq and is a predicted model, not a curated record. Gene Ontology annotation, molecular function: protein heterodimerization activity; structural constituent of chromatin; DNA binding. Lineage: Eukaryota; Metazoa; Chordata; Mammalia; Lagomorpha; Leporidae. Gene Ontology annotation, cellular component: nucleosome.
CUUGCGUUUGCCCACACUUUGUUUCUUCUCGCUAGAAGAUUCAGAGGGUUUGAUCAUGCCUGAGCCCGCGAAGUCUGCGCCGGCCCCGAAGAAGGGCUCCAAGAAGGCGGUGACCAAGGCGCAGAAGAAGGACGGCAAGAAGCGCAAGCGCAGCCGCAAGGAGAGCUACUCGGUCUACGUGUACAAGGUGCUCAAGCAGGUGCACCCCGACACCGGCAUCUCGUCCAAGGCCAUGGGCAUCAUGAACUCGUUCGUCAACGACAUCUUCGAGCGCAUCGCCGGCGAGGCCUCGCGCCUGGCGCACUACAACAAGCGCUCCACCAUCACGUCGCGCGAGAUCCAGACGGCCGUGCGCCUGCUGCUGCCCGGCGAGCUGGCCAAGCACGCUGUGUCCGAGGGCACCAAGGCUGUCACCAAGUACACCAGCUCCAAGUAAGAUCAUCGGCUUCUCAGAACAAAUUUCGUAAACCAAAGGCUCUUUUCAGAGCCACCACGUUAUCUCUAAAAGACCUGUAACCUGGGACUUGGCUUAUUACAUAUGAACGCCAGCACACUGAAAAUGUUCUCAUUGAUAAAGUUUCGGUAGAUUUUAGACCAGCUUCUCUUAAGACCGCUCCCUAUCCCUCUCUGUUCUAGUUUACUUGUUAGUGUUGCUUUUGGCUAGGAAUAAUCACGUGAAAUCGGAGCUUUGAUUAGGCCCUAGAAUAAACACAUUCAAAUGAAUACAAGGUUUCAGUUUAUAACAAGGCUGUUGCCUUGCGUUUGGCCAGAGCUGCAGCUAGAAGGGGAACAAGGCCUAGUGCCAGCGGGUCUCAACAAAAGCAUCUCAGCUCAAACCCUAACGUCCUGUGUUGAUUCACAUUCACUGGGUUUGGAGUAUCACGCACGGUCCCCUAUGUCCACUAGUUUCCUUUCCUUCUGAACACCGAGGUGUCAGAACAGUAACCGCAGGACGGGGGGGGGGGGGGGGGGGGGGGGGACGUGAAGUCCACAGCUACCAACUAAUGUGUCUGGGGUGAGGACCAGGAGCGCCAGGCUCUCCUUACGGUUCCAAGUGCUUCUGGGGCUCGAAAGCUGCACCUCGGAAUGCUGGAGCCUCGUGCCAUUUCAAUUGAAAUAAUAAAAGUCAUCAUUGAUACCCGUAUUCUCGUGGCACAGCGCUAUACUUACACCAGCAAGCUUCUUUUUAAAUGAGGAAGUAAAAAAAAAAAAAAAAAAAGUGAUCUUCACAUUCAAGGUCAGCUGGCAGCUGAACACUGGUAGAUGGGAACCCUGGACGCUGGCAAUGCAACGCCGAGGUGUCUCUUUUUCCUUCUGGUUAGCUAUCGCAAAUGCUGAUUGCCAUGAACAUUAAGUGACCCAAUUUGGGAAUGCAGCUUGUGAAAGAAACCUCCUAAAUCUCACGUAUAAUUAAGGCUUCAUUUCUUGCUCUCCAAAGCUAACUUUAAACACAUUUUAAAACAGUAUGCAUGCAUACGGGGUGCGGGGGAUUCCAAGUACAGUUUAAGAGGGGAACUCCUCAGGACGGAAAGUUUGUUUACCUCUUCAUGUGGAGGAAUGUAUUGAAUCCCUUUGUGAGAAUUUCUUGGUCUAAAUAGGAAUAUGAAUUAGUAACUGCUAUAUAUCGUUGAUAAAUUGACCGUAGAAGUUAAGGCCCUAUAAUUACUAUGGACUCCAAAGAAAA